UAGGUACCAAUGAGUAAUAAAAACUUAAAGUGUGCAGAAAAAGAAAACAAGACAGAAAUAAACAAAUAAAAUUAUUACUAACUGUGUUCUUUGUCGUGGGACCCAUAUUAGGAUCUUUUGAAACAGACGUCUGUUUCAUUGUUUCUCUGUUUGCUUAUACCUCUGCCACUCAGCAGAGCUCUCUCUCUCUCUCUCUCUUUUCUCUCUCACCGUUGGAUUCUUUUACUACUUUUCUUUUAUUUUAUCUUUUUAUUUUUAAGUAUGAUGAUUUGUUUAUGUUGUUUUCGAGUUAAAGAGAGCCUUUGUUUUCUUUUGGGUCAUUUUAGCAAAAUCCAAGAAAGAGAGACAGCUCUAGUCUUCUCUUUCACACCAUGGUAUAGUCUGCAUAAUCUCACUGAUCAACUUAGCAAGGUCUUUUUUUUAUUUUUUCGCUUUGGUCAUUGUUGUCUGUUCUUUUUCUGUUUUUCUAUUGUUUUAGCCAAGCUUAGUUCUAUCCUAUUAUAAGUUAUUAGUGACGAGAAAAGGCUAAAUUUUUUGGGAUUAUUAUUAUUUUUAUGGAUAGUUUUUAUUUCAGUAUGGUGGUUUUAAACUCUCACUCUGCUUGGAAGAAGAACUUUUUGGUGAUGCAAAAAUUUUGAGAUUUGAGCAAUAGUUAUUUGGGUUUUGCCAUUUGUGGAAAUGGGUUUUGUGUGUUUUGUUUUGUAGUGGUAGUUUGAACUCUCACUUGCUACUGAGAGUUUAAAGGGUUUUAAAAACUGAGGUUUUGGUUUCUUGAGUUUUGGUGAUUAUGGAGGAGGUUGAGGAGGCAAAUAAGGCAGCUGUUGAGAGCUGCCGUAGAGUUAUUGCUCUCCUAUGUCAACCUAGAGAUCAAGUUCAGGCUAGAAACUUGGUGACGGAAACUGGAGAAACUGUGUCUAAGUUUAAAAGAGUGGUGUCUCUGUUGAGUAAUAGUUUAGGUCAUGGAAAAGUGAGAAAGUUGAAGAAGUUUAAAUCAUCUUUGCCUCAAAACAUCUUUCUAGAUAGUCCUAAUUGCACAACAAUUUUGGCACCGAAACCCCUCCAAAUGGUUCCUGCUAGUUUUCUCGAGACCCCUAUUUCUGAAAUGGAUUCCAAAUCUAAAUCUAGUAUGCAACCUACCCGGAAAAUUUUUCUUGAAAAUUCAGUUGUUGAAAUGAGCUCAAAUGUCAGGCCUUCUUUCCAGAUUUCUCAAAUAAAACCAACACAACAAUACCAGUUUCUUCAACAACAACAGCAAAUACAAAGGAUGCAGUUUCAGCAGCAGCAACAAAUGAAAUAUCAAGCUGAUAUGAUGUAUUCUAGGAGUAACAGUGGGAUUAAUCUUAAAUUCGAUGGGUCUACCUGCACACCAGCCAUGUCAACCACAAGAUCAUUCAUAUCAUCUUUAAGCAUGGAUGGCACCGUGACUAACUUUGAUAGAGAUUCAUUCCAUCUGAUUGGUGUACCUCAGUCAUCUGAUCAGAUCUCGCAGCAGACAAGACGAAGGUGUUCUGUUAGAGGGGAAGAUGGCAGUGUUAAAUGCGCCAGCUCCGGUAAAUGUCAUUGUUCAAAGAGAAGGAAACUGAGAGUGAAGAGAUCCAUAAAGGUGCCUGCUAUUAGUAAUAAGGUGGCAGAUAUUCCUCCUGAUGAGUAUUCAUGGAGAAAAUAUGGGCAAAAGCCGAUUAAGGGCUCUCCACAUCCUAGGGGAUACUACAAAUGUAGCAGCCUUAGAGGUUGCCCAGCAAGGAAGCAUGUCGAGAGAUGCCUGGAAGACCCUUCAAUGCUAAUUGUCACUUAUGAAGGUGAGCAUAAUCAUUCCAGAUUACUCUCGACACAAUCUGCCCAUACAUAAAAACUUUGCAGAUGUCUUCAGUCCUCUCUCCAAGAAUUCAGGAUUCCAAAAAUGUUUCGAAUCCAACCCGGAAUCGGCUGGCGCUUAUUUGUGAAUUACUACUGUAUAUAAUAUUGUUGUUCGAACCAGAGACUAGCAAUGGUGGAGCAGAUUUUAUGAUUAGAUGACAGGGGGUUAGUCCGGUUUGAGCUGCUUUUAUUAUACAGAAUAGGGAUUAAAAAUUGUAAACUUAUGCUUCCCUAUAUAUAUUGAAGUUGUGUUUCUUCUGCAAACCCAUGGAUUUCUAAUCAAAAGCAACGCCUGUUAGGCUAGGUUUUUUGUUCUAAUUUAAUAUUAUGCUUCUAUAGGCAGCAUCAGCCAUUGUAGGUGCAAUAUGAUUAUGCAAAGUACAGGUUUUGGCUUAAAUUUCUUGAGUUAACCAAAGCUGUAUCUGUGCUAAUUUUCUUUUUUCGAAAAGUAGGUAAAGAUCUUUAUCAAUACUUUAUCUUUUUCAAGCAUGACUCCCUUCUGUUCAUGGAACCUGUAAGCAUUAUGGCAUCCAUGUAACAUUCACUUUCCCAUGCGCAUAGUCUUCCCCACCCACAUAUUCCUGAGACUUGAAAGCAGAUUUUUACAUUCGGCUGACUGAAAUUUCAGUUUAGGUUGGGUUUCUGCUGGGCCAGGAGUCAGGAUCCAGGACCCAACGCCAACCAAGGCAAAUUAAACAAAAAAAAUUGUAAAGACAGACCAAGCAUGUUAUCAUAGCAGUCCAACCAAAUUAUUUUGUGUCAGAUGGGUUUGCUACGGUUCGAUACCGCGGUUCACUCUUCCCCUUCUCACUAUUGCAAUAUAAUCCUAUUUAUACCAUUGGAUUAGCUAUUAUUGAUCAGAUAUGUUUGGCUCAAGUGACAAUUUGCCCCCUAAGCUUUCUGAUGAAGUUGAAAUCCCCUGAAAAAGAUUAAUUUACGGUUCAGUUUAUUACUGUUGAUUUAUCCGAGUUAUUUUUGGUAAAGAGAGUGAAAAUUGAAAGAAAGGGUGAGGGUAAAAAGAAAAAGAAAAAGAAAGAGAUUUAUAUUAUCUAUUUAUUUAAAAAAUUGAAAUUCUAGAAAACUUUAAUUAAAAAAAAAUAAAGAAAAUCUUAAUAGUUAAGGUUGCAAUGAAGAAAAUUACAUUUAGGUUAAUGGGUUUCUGUAAUAAGUGUAACCGAACUCGAGCAAUUAUAAAAUGUUAAUAGAAAUAAAAUUAAAACAGUGUUUGCACCAUAAAUAUUUUUGGACCAAACCGUUGGAAGUUACAUAUAAAUUGGUCAGUUCGUGGUAAAAAGU
Molecule: messenger RNA, 3153 nt
Organism: Ricinus communis (castor bean)
Lineage: Eukaryota; Viridiplantae; Streptophyta; Magnoliopsida; Malpighiales; Euphorbiaceae
Product: probable WRKY transcription factor 39
Exons: 3
Coding region: 788-1849 (353 amino acids)
Biological process (GO): regulation of DNA-templated transcription
Molecular function (GO): sequence-specific DNA binding; DNA-binding transcription factor activity
Source: RefSeq, a predicted model, not a curated record